CAUCGCGCAGGGGAUGAACGUCACAUAAUGGCGGAUGUUGGAGUCGGUGUUACGCCCACCGCUUCACGCUCCAUGCGCUAAAGUAGUUGAACGUGUCGAAGCGAGUGCGUUAGAGGGAAAACGUCAGCCGGUUUCGCGGCCUGUAGGUUUAAAGUAGCGGCGCUGCUCCGUAACGGAGGCUGUUCAGCCUGAACCCGCUGGUCGAGGAGGAGCUCGGUGUCACCGCUGGAAGCCUCCAGAAGUAGAAGCUCAAGCACCAGUGAGGAGGGGAGGCGCUCGCUCUCCACACCUCCACUCCAGGGUUUGAUGUCCUGUUGUGGGCUGGAGCUGGGACAGGGAUGAGGUUGGGACAGAGCGUUACUUGGUUUAUGACUUUGCCACAGCCAAACUGCACAGAAGCGCACAUUCAGAGCUGGACACGCACCAGGGUUGCAGAAGGAUGGAGGUGGACUGCCAGCCCGAGGACACCAUGCUGUCCAAGUACGACGAUGACUGCGUGGACCUCGGCAGCGUCAAGGACAUGAGACUGGACGCCAAGGCUGUGGUCAACGACGUGCUUUUCGCAGUGGCAGAGAUGCACGUGUCGCAGAGUCUGAACUGCGCGCCGGAUAUCGCCUACAUUAAUCUAGAGACGAGGGAGGGAAACCGCUACUGUCUGGAGCUCAGCGACGCAGGACUCAGAGUGGUGGGCUACUCCUUCGAUCAGGUGGACGAGGACUUGAACACACAGUACUACGAGACGAUCUACUCGCUGCUGGACACGCUGAGUCCCAGUUACAUACAAGCCUUCGGAAACGCUCUGCUGCAGCGGCUGGAGAAGUUGAAGCAGAACGGACAAUAGCUGUUUUCCAGUGGAAACAUUCCUCACCUGCCUGCCCCCCCCCACAAAGAGCUUUCAUAUCACGACUCGGUGUUGUUUUAGCGUGUUGACCUCACUGUGCAAAGAUCUUCCAGCCUCCCCACGUUACAUGCCUGUAACUUUGUCGAGGAAUUCCUGCACCUUUUAUACCACAGCACCGCUCCUCCUGCCCGAACUGUACUCGCAUGCGAGCCACUGCCUUAAAGACUGACCGCUGGUUAGAAAAGUACAAAGCCUGCUGUCAUUUUGGUAGGGAACUUUUAUAGUCGCUGAUCUUGUUGAAAGAGAUUUUUUGUUGCGGGAGACAACAGGGUAGGAGUACGUUUAUUAGGGGGGAGUCGAUUUGCAUUCACACUGUGAGGAAGACGACACACUCGCGAUUGCAGCAGAGUGAUGACAAAGGUCGGCUCACCGAGUCACGAGUUGUUUUGACUUUCACCGUCAUAUUUGUGGUUUAUAAACAAUGUGAGUGUUACAAUUCUCAUAUGCAACCGAUCAAAAUGAUUUUCUUCCUAGUGGCUCGUAAUUGCACACCUUCCUUUCUGCUGCUGCAAGUGACCAGGACUGAAUAAAAACAUUUGUUGUCA
Molecule: messenger RNA, 1446 nt
Organism: Synchiropus splendidus (mandarinfish)
Lineage: Eukaryota; Metazoa; Chordata; Actinopteri; Syngnathiformes; Callionymidae
Gene: gskip
Product: gsk3b interacting protein
Exons: 4
Coding region: 440-841 (133 amino acids)
Biological process (GO): regulation of canonical Wnt signaling pathway
Cellular component (GO): cytoplasm
Molecular function (GO): protein kinase A binding; kinase regulator activity
Source: RefSeq, a predicted model, not a curated record